Messenger RNA from Bombus huntii, 1504 nucleotides. RefSeq lists its product as uncharacterized. The record is from RefSeq and is a predicted model, not a curated record. The transcript has 5 exons. The coding region runs from base 45 to 656 and encodes 203 amino acids. Lineage: Eukaryota; Metazoa; Arthropoda; Insecta; Hymenoptera; Apidae.
UCGUAAUUCGACUCUUGCAGGGAUACACGCCGUUGCACAUCGCGAUGCAGUUCGGUCACGAGAAUAUCUUCAAUCUGUUGGUUCAGGUGUACGGUGCGAACCAAGAGGUACGCGACUACAGCGGAAAGAAGGCCAGACAAUACUUGGUCUCCCAGGAGGCCGCUGUCAGUCAGGACACCUUCCGCAAAAUAAAAGCAAGGAAAAAGCAUGCAGAGAAAGAUCUUGGUUUCCUGCGUAUUGGCUCGCUGAACGUACGCGUGAAACGUACGACGGAAGCGUUCAGCCAGUUCCUGGGUGUGGCAACUAGCAGCAGCGCCAGCAGCAACCACGAGAAGAUACACAAGAGCUGGGGAUCGGCGGAUAAUGUGCAGUUGGAGCAGAAGAUGAUGCCACCGCCUAAGUACGCGCCCAUCAAGAAGAGAAGAAGCCGACGAGGGCAGGAUUUUGGAUCGUCGCGAGAUCAUCAGGCUGCCAGUCAACCGAGCACUCCACUGCUUCAGGGCAAGGCUUCUCGGUCGAGUCAAUCGAUGCAUCGUCGACCGAUCUCCACGACAGCCGUCAGUUCCGCCGCGCCCAAGACGCAGCAGAACAACGACUCGGACUCGGAUACCGCGUGUGGUUUCGACUCCGCGUGGAGAGGAUCCGCGCAACUCUAGGAGAAACAUUUUAUCGCGAAACUUCCCUUCUUUGGUAUCGCGAAAGCCCGAGGCUCUACUGAAUCACCGUGUACCUUGCCUUCUGGUCUUUUAAAGUAACAAUUUUUAUCUAUCUCUAUUUUUAUCUCUAUUUUUAUCUCUCUCUUUCUUCCUCUCCGAUUAAUCGAUCAAAUUGUAAUUACUGAAGCGUAUUAUGUUCAAAAAAAAACUGAGAGCAAAUUGUUUGAGGAAAGAGUAACGAUGAUGGUAAUUGACGAGCUUAAAUGUUGGACGAGCUUGGAGUAACUUUUCGUGGAUUGUGGAAGAAUGUUAUUCGGAGCUACGAAAGUAUAAAAUCAGGAAAAAGAUCACUCGCCCUAUCGAUCCGACUAAUCUGAUACGACAGGGGUUUUAAAGGAAUUCAUUUUUAAAGAUAACUCCCGUGAUGAUUUUCCAAUGACAUUUUCUUAAGUUACAGAAACGAUCUACUUUUUAAUAUAAUUAUUAUUGUAGAGUUUGUAAGUGCCUUAAUUUAAUACCUGGAAGCAAUGCUUUAGGUUUAUCGAUGCAUUCUUUGCACAAAAGCCAAAUCAGCGUGUUUCUGUCGUAAUUGUGGUAACGAGAUUACGAUUCAUUCAUACAGGGUGUAUUGCGCACAAUUUUUUGUGAAAUACUUUUAUCAAUUAAGAAUGUGAAUACAGUCGAUGUACCUAAAUCGUAGUGAAUAGAAAUUACAAUAUCGUCUGUGUUCUCGUAUUGUCGAUGAAUAUAUUAAAUAUUUGAUCGUAGAUUUUCUAAAUGAAUUGUAUAAAUAAUUGUUUGGAAUAACAAUAAAUAAUAACUUGACUAAUUGUAAUUGCACAUACAUA